UGAGAGAAAAAAAAAGAAAAGAAAGAAAGAUAAAUAUUCAAGUAAAUGUAUAUACGUAAUAGAUGUAUGUUUGUAGCAUAGACUACUGCAGUAGCUCUGGUUGGUGGUUCUUUAUUAUUAUUAUUAUUAUUAUUUCUUUUGAAUCUAAAACCCUAAGCUGAAGCAAUCUGUGCUAGCUUUCUUCUAGCUUCAGAUCUUGCUAUAUCUAGUUAGUUUCGGCGAUCUUCCGAUGGAGAACUCGAGGAGGAGCUCGAUGUUGUUGAAAUGCUGAUACGUUUCUGUUGGUUUUUUUUUUUUUUUUUUGCUUUGAUUGAUUUCGCCUUUCGAUGUUAAUCGGCGAAAAUGUCAGCUUCUUUAGCGGCUUUCGAGCGGCCAAGAGGCGGAGCUUCCAAUACGGUUUUCAAGAGUGGCCCGCUGUUCAUAUCCUCAAAAGGCAUAGGCUGGAAGUCUUGGAAGAGAAGAUGGUUUAUCCUCACACGCAAUUCCUUAGUUUUCUUCAAAAAUGAUCCUGUUAGUACUGAUUAUCCUUUUUUCAUUGCAUUCUUUAUUGCAAGUGCCCUACCACAAAGAGGGGGUGAAGUUAAUAUAACGUUAGGAGGCAUUGACUUGAAUAAUUCUGGAAGUGUUGUUGUUAGAGAAGAUAAAAAAUUGCUAACUGUACUAUUCCCUGAUGGGCGUGAUGGGCGAGCCUUCACUCUUAAGGCAGAAACUUCAGAGGAUUUGUUUGAGUGGAAGACAGCUCUAGAACAUGCUCUUGCACAAGCGCCCAGUGCUGCUCUUGUCAUGGAACACAAUGGUAUUUUUCGGAAUGAAACAAGUGAUUCGAUUGAAGGCUCAUUCUGUCAAUGGACAGGGAGGGAUAAACGCCCUGUUAAAUCUUUGGUUGUUGGAAGACCGAUUCUGCUGGCACUUGAAGAUAUUGAUGGUGGUCCUUCAUUUCUUGAGAAAGCUCUUCGUUUUCUUGAGAAUUUUGGAACUAAAGUCGAAGGAAUUCUUAGACAGUCUGCAGAUGUUGAGGAGGUAGAUUGCAGAGUUCAGGAAUAUGAACAGGGCAAGACUGAAUUUGGUCCAGAUGAGGAUGCUCAUGUUGUGGGAGACUGUGUUAAGCAUGUCCUUCGGGAGUUACCCUCAUCUCCAGUUCCAGCUUCAUGCUGCACUGCAUUGCUUGAGGCUUACAAAAUUGAUCGGAAGGAAGCUCGGAUUAGUGCAAUGCGUUCUGCAAUAUUAGAGACAUUUCCUGAACCAAAUCGGCGCCUGUUACAAAGGAUUCUGAAGAUGAUGCAUACAAUAUCAUCUCAUGCUCAUGAGAAUCGAAUGACUCCAUCUGCUGUUGCGGCUUGCAUGGCACCCCUACUCUUACGGCCUCUAUUAGCUGGUGAAUGUGACUUGGAGGAUGACUAUGAUCUCAAUGGUGAUAAUUCUUCCCAGCUUCUAGCUGCUGCAAAUGCUGCGAAUAAUGCUCAAGCCAUUGUUACAACUCUUCUAGAGGAGUAUGAAACCAUUUUUGAUGAUGAAAAUCUACAAAGAUGUUCUAUUUCGGCUGAUUCUCAGAUUGAUAACAGUGGAAGUGAAGUUUCAACUGAUGAUGAAAAUGUGGAUAUAAAAGACAAUGGUUACCAUGAUGCAGAAAAUGAAGUCGAUCCUGAAACAGAUGAUGAUCCUGAACGUGUUCACAGUGGGAAAUUAAGUGAGAGCAGUGGUUAUGCUGGCAGUGAUCUCUAUGACUAUAAGGAUUCAGAUGUUGGAUCACCUAAAGACAACCAUGCUCAGACUGAGAGUUCAAGUGUAACAGUUGAUCCUCCAAUAAUUCAGGAUCCUAAUGGUCAGGUGAUGGAAGAACAAGAUAAGCAGAAGAAAGGAAAUGAAAUUGGUGCUUCAAAUGUGUUAUCCACUGGUGAAUCUUACCGAUCAAUGGGAGAAAUUUUGUCAUCAAUGGAUCCUGGCCAUCCUGUACCUGCAUUGGGACUUGAGUCAUCUACUGAGAAGCCAGUGGGUAAAGCUAAAGUUAAUUCAAAGAAAUCAACAUUUUGGGGAAGAAACAAUACUAGAAAGACACCUUCAAUGGAAUCAGUUGAUUCUUCUGGAGAAGAAGAGCUUGCUAUACAGAGGCUUGAGAUCACCAAGAAUGACCUUCAACACCGAAUUGCAAAAGAGGCUAGAGGAAAUGCAAUUCUACAAGCUAGCUUGGAGAGAAGAAAACAAGCAUUGCAUGAACGCCGCCUAGCACUUGAACAAGAUGUUUCUAGAUUGCAAGAGCAGUUGCAAGCUGAAAGGGAUCUCAGAGCAGCACUUGAAGUUGGCCUUAGCAUGUCUUCUGGGCAGUUUUCUAGUUCCCACGCGAUGGAUUCUAAAACAAGGGCUGAGCUUGAGGAGAUUGCUCUUGCCGAGGCAGAUGUGGCCCGAUUGAAGCAGAAAGUUGCAGAACUCCACCAUCAACUGAAUCAGCAAAGGCAGCAUCACUAUGGUUCCCUUUCCGAUGCAUGUGACCGUUAUCAACAUGUCCAAAAUCACAACUCUCAACAGAGGUUUCUUCAGCAAGAUUUUGACACGACCCUUGCCUUUUGUAAUCAUGAAAGGAAACAAAGGAUAGAGGAGAGUUUGUUAGGUGCAGAAUGGAGGAAUACUAAAGGGCAGGGAUUGGCUGUUGGCAACAGCAGCAGGCAGCCUAACCGAAAGCAAUUUAUGGAAACAAGCUUGAGUGACUCAAAAAGUACCGAGGUAUCCACAACUUUGUCCGUGGAUGAGUUUUGUGCAGUUGAUUCUAUUACAGCUCCAUCCACUUCAAGAGCAUUAGAGGCAAUUGAUUAUGCAAGACAUCCAUCCGCAGCCUCUUCUGCUUUGGUAGAAUUAACAACUCGUCUUGAUUUUUUCAAGGAAAGGCGCUCCCAGCUAAUGGAGCAGCUCCAUAACCUCGAUUUGAACUAUGGCACAUCCUCCCAAGAUUUUGUCUAUAGACCAUCAUCCCCGCCGUGGAACUAACUGAAAAUGCUGCUAGAUCUCUAUCCUCUUGUUGUACAUCCUUCAAUGUUGCAUAUAGGUGUAUUUCUUGAAGUCUUGACUCUUGGCCAUUGCAUAUUUCUUGUCUUCCCCUUUUCAGUGAGAAUUGGAUUCGGAUUGAAAUCAAGUGUCUCAGUGUUCCUCUGAUUGGACCUUCGAUUUUUGUCAGAAAUGCUGAGAGAAAAAAAAUCAAGAAAAAGCCGUGCCUGUGUCAAUACUCAAAUAGUUGAGGUUUGUAUUUGAUUAUUGUUGUGAAGAGAACUAUAUUUAUUGACUAUAUAUAUAUAUAUAUAUGUGCUUAGAAACCGAUCAAUUUGUUUCUUUUCUGUUGGAACUGUGAAGGAUGUUUUGUUUAGUUUUCUUUGAUAUGUAUGUUGUUGAAAUUGAAUACCAAUUGAAAUCAAAUUGCGAGCAUGAU
Molecule: messenger RNA, 3415 nt
Organism: Rubroshorea leprosula
Lineage: Eukaryota; Viridiplantae; Streptophyta; Magnoliopsida; Malvales; Dipterocarpaceae
Source: the annotation of a GenBank genome assembly